Molecule: messenger RNA, 1209 nt
Organism: Anthostomella pinea
Lineage: Eukaryota; Fungi; Ascomycota; Sordariomycetes; Xylariales; Xylariaceae
Source: the annotation of a GenBank genome assembly
AUGCCGAAGAUCGCGAACGUCGAGCACUUCCGGGUGAAGCCCCGCUGGUUGAUGGUCAAGAUCACCGACGAGAAUGGCGAGUUCGGCUGGGGCGAAGCGACCUUGGAAGGCCAUGAUCUGGCUGUCGAGGGAUGUCUAGAGGAGAUGAUUCCCAGACUGGUAGGCCGAGAAGCAAUGUGUGUGCUCCCCGUCGGCCUUGACCUUUUAUGUCUUGCUGACAUUGAUACCAGUGAGAUUGAGAAUAUCUGGCAGACGUUCUGGCGUCAUAGUUUCUACCGCGGGGGCCCUGUCUUCAUGAGUGCCCUGUCAGGCAUCGACAUCGCACUCUGGGAUCUGAAAGGCAAGAUCUUGAAGGUACCAAUCUACGAGCUGCUCGGCGGAAAGGUUCGGAAUGAGGUCCAGGUGUACUGCUGGAUCGGCGGUGACAGACCGGCAGACGUAGAGAAUGCAGCUAAGGCCCGCAUCGCACAAGGCCUCAAGUGCGUCAAGAUGAACGCGACAGAAGAUCUGAACUGGGUCGACUCGCCAUCUGUGCUAGACUCGACAAUCGAGAGACUGAAGAUCGUCAAGUCUCUCGGUCUCGACGUCGGUCUGGACUUCCACGGACGCCUGCACAAGGCCAUGGCCAAGCAGCUCGCCAAGGCCCUGGAGCCGCACCACCCCCUCUUCAUCGAGGAGCCUCUGCUCAGCGAGCACCCCGAGGCCAUCAAGCAGUUGACGAACCAGACCACAAUCCCUGUUGCUCUCGGUGAGCGGUUAUACACCCGCUGGGACGUCAAGCGCUUCCUCGAGGACGCUAGCGUGGAUAUCCUGCAGCCGGAUAUCGCACACGCCGGCGGUAUCAGCGAGACCAAGAGGAUCGCCAACAUGGCGGAGGCUUACGAUGUCGCGAUCGCGCCGCAUUGCCCCUUGGGGCCAGUGGCGUUUGCUGCGUGCAUGCACGUUGCGCUGAACUGCCCUAACUUCGCUAUCCUUGAGAUGAGUCUGGGGAUGCACUACAAUACCGAGGCUGGCGACAUCGACUUGUUGACGUACGUGAAGGACCCCACGGUGUUCGAUAUUGGCAAGGGCGGCUACGUGAAGGCACCGACUGGCUAUGGGCUUGGAAUCGAGAUCGAUGAGGAGCUGGUCAGAAAGAUCUCGAAGGAGACUGAGCCGUGGCAGUGUAAGGUGUUCCAUGGUCCGGAUGGUAGCAUUCGGGAGUGGUAG